AUGGAUAAAUUGUAUAGUUUUAAAGCUAAGUCUUAAGUUGGCCAUAUUAAAUAAGUGAUUAAUUAGGACUAGAAACUAUAAUUUUACAGCGAAGAGGAAGGGGAAAGUACAAACUCCUAAGAUAAUACGCCUAAAACAAAUGUAAAAACAAAAGUGAAAUCACCAAUUUAACAAACUGGGUAUUAAACAGAUGAUUCAGACUCUGGAACACCCAAAAACCAAAAACAAAGAAGUAAGCAACCACAAGCUGCUAAGAUGUCGAGGUUCAGCAAUUUAGUAAAUACCAAGAAAAUUGAUGGGGAUGUUGAGAUCGAACCGGAGUUUAGUGAUAACGAAAAAAAGCAAUAGCCUGUUUAAGUGCAAUAGCAAGAGGGGAAUUAUAACAUCGAGGAAUAAGCUUAAAGAAUCCAAUAAAAACUAACUCAACAACCAUAAAACCCAAAGCUAAAUAAAACGAAACAAGCUGUCUCGAUGCAGAAUUUAAAUGCUAAUUCUGAUAAUGAGUAAAGUAAGAAGAAUUCACAAAACAAUGGAAAAGAUAAAUUGAGCAACCAUCCCUUCAGACACCUCAUCUUUGGUCCAAAUAUCAACGAAUAAGCAUUCAAAAAACAUCUGAUUCUAACCCAACGAGGUUUAAUUUAUGCAAGAAAGUGUUUGAAAGGCCCCUCCGAUAAAUUUAUACAAUCAAAGAAGGUGUAACUUUCAGAGGCUUAUCCUAAGAAGGAUCGGGCUCUGAUUCUAGAUUUAGAUGAAACCUUGAUUCAUUCAUGCGCGCAAAGAGAAAAUCCAUAAGUCUACGUGACUGCUGUUGGAGAUUUCGGAGAAGAAGCCAAAAUUGGGAUCAAUAUUCGGCCAUAUACUUCGCUGUUUCUUUAAUAACUGUCUCAAUAUUAUACAAUUUAUAUUUACACUGCUUCAUCUCAAGCAUAUGCUCAAGCCAUUAUUAAUUAUUUGGAUCCAACCAAACAAUACAUAUCGGGAAUUAUGACACGAAACAAUUGUAUGGAAACCAAAAAUGGCUUCUUUAUUAAGGAUCUUAGACUAAUAAGCAACAAAGAACUUAAAGACAUGCUCAUUGUAGACAACUUGGCUCACUCUUUUGGGUUUCAGAUUGAAAACGGAAUCCCUAUUCUGGAAUGGCAUAAUGAUUAAAAUGAUCAAGAAUUAAAAUAUCUAAUAGAAUACUUGGUGUAAGCCUCUAAUUUUCCAGAUCUUAGAGAAUAUAACAUAAAAAAGUUAAGACUAGAUGAUUUAAUGGAAUUUCAUAUUGAAGAAUGA
This is a messenger RNA of Paramecium tetraurelia, 1278 nucleotides long. RefSeq lists its product as uncharacterized. Gene Ontology annotation, molecular function: phosphoprotein phosphatase activity. The transcript is spliced from 4 exons. The record is from RefSeq and is a predicted model, not a curated record. Lineage: Eukaryota; Ciliophora; Oligohymenophorea; Peniculida; Parameciidae.